AUGGACGACCAGUUUGGUGGACGAACCGACGACGAUCUGUUCUACGAUGACUUUGAACCUGUCGACAGCGCGCCCAUCGUGGUAGCUGACACGCCCAGCACGGUACAGUCGAUGCUGACGACGCCGCCGACGAUGACAGCGCCCUCUGUCCAACCUGACCGGCCUCCAGUCGCGCCGCGCUCGAAGCCAAAUGGCCUUGCCUCCUCACGCUUCGCCAACCAACCCGACACACCGCCGGCGGCGGCAAAGACAAAGAAUAGCGGCGGCGGCAGAAAUCGUGCCAAGGCCUCGAUCCCAGAUUCAUCAUCCCCCGCGCCCGCAUCGGCGUCCAUGCCCUCGUCCGCGCCGCAAAGCGAAACCGACACACCCGCCGCAACCUCCUCGCCACCCAGCACGACGAAGCCUGCCCGGCCAGCCGGCCAGCCGGCACCGGCACCGGCACCGGCACCGGCCACUGGGGCGGCUCCCCCCUCGUCGCGGCUGCGAUCCGGCGCCAAUCCGCGCCAGAAGCCGACCGACACCGAGCUCGCGGCCAAGAUGGCCAGGAUGAAGCUCCUCGCCGCCGAGCAGACACGCAAGUUCGAGAUGGCGGAGAAGGAUCAGAAGCAGCACGAGCAGGCCUACGCCCGCGGCAUGGAGGAUGCCCGCAAGCGCCGCGCCGAGGAAGCCGAACGUCGUCGCCGCGGCGAGGAGGACAGGCGUCGGCUCGACGACGAGCGCGCCAAGAACAGGGAGCGCAAGCUCAAGGCCAUGAGCAUGAAGGAGGGCGGCUGGGACGAGGGCAAGGAUGCCCAGGCCGCCGAGGAGGGGAGCAGGCGAGCCUUUCGGGGCGCCAACGGCUCCAUCCGCGGCACGAGGAGCCCCGCCGGCCUGGCCGGGUCUCGGUACCACGCCGUGGAUGGUGGAGAGCAGCAGCAGCAGCAGCACGACGUCGAUCGUUUCCUCGAAGAACGUCCUCGCGGACGAGGUCGCGGUCGUGGAGGUCGUGGCGGCGCCGGGAGAGGGCGCGGCGGUGGCGGAACACCACCAUCGACGUCGACCAAAGCCCAGGAGGCGGCCCCUUCGCUCACGAAAGAUGAGUUUCCCUCCUUGCCGUUGGGUACGCAGAAGCCUGCGGUGGACGAAAAGGGGCCCGCCAUCGCCGCCAUGCCAGAGCUGCCCAAGCUUCCUGCCAUCGGAAAGUGGGACGAUGAGGUGGAGGCGAUGGAGGAGCUCAAGAACAAGCAGCUGUGA
Drechmeria coniospora is the source of this 1233-nucleotide messenger RNA. RefSeq lists its product as uncharacterized. The coding region runs from base 1 to 1233 and encodes 410 amino acids. The record is from RefSeq and is a predicted model, not a curated record. NCBI's taxonomy places the organism in Eukaryota, Fungi, Ascomycota, Sordariomycetes, Hypocreales, Ophiocordycipitaceae. The transcript has a single exon.